AAAAUUCCGGAUGGGAAAUUGGGAAUGAAUGAAGAGUGGAAACUGGAGGCUGAGCCGAGUGAGUGAGUGGGUCAAUUUCCCCCUCACAUGACAUCCCUGCCCAACCCCAAGGCCCAAAACCCUAGUUUUGCAUAAGUAGUAGUACACGCUAACAAUUGAGGAGCAAGCAAUUUAGCAGCAGCAUCCUCCCUGAGAAAGUGAGAUCUGAGUAGUAGGUGACAAGUUACCAAAGCCAACCAGAGCAGAGGUCCAAAGGUUCCAGUAGUGGAGUGGCAACCUUGGGGGCUGGUCUCUUGUGUUAUAUUUUUUAGGAAGGGAAAUACUUAUAAGAUUUGGAGAUGGAAGGGAAUUCGGGUGGCGUAGGAGGAGGAGGAGCAGUAGCAGGAGUAGGAGCAGGAGGAGCAACGACAGUAGGAGGUGGAGCUGGAGGCGGAGGUAAUGACGUGGAGCUUCUGUGUAAGACGCUGCAGGUUGAGCACAAGCUCUUCUACUUCGAUCUCAAAGAGAACCCUCGCGGCCGCUAUCUCAAAAUUUCCGAGAAGACGUCAGCCACCAGGUCCACCAUCAUCGUUCCCUUCUCCGGUAUCUCCUGGUUCCUCGAUCUCUUCAAUUACUAUGUCAAUUCAGACGAUCAGGAUGUCUUCAGCAAGGAAUUGCAGCUAGACACCAAGGUCUUCUACUUUGACAUUGGCGAGAACCGCAGGGGCCGUUUCUUGAAGGUAUCUGAAGCAUCUGUUAGUAGAAAUCGCAGUACUAUCAUUGUUCCUGCAGGGAGCGCCCGGGAUGAAGGGUGGGCAGCAUUUAGAAACAUUUUGGCAGAGAUCAAUGAAGCAUCCAGACUUUUUAUACUGCCCAAUCAGCAGCAAAGUUCUGAACCUUCAGAGCGUCUUGUUGGGCUUUCAGAUGAUGUAGGCGCUGGCUUCAUAUCUGGCCACAGUAGUCAAACUGCUCCAACUUCUGAACUGAAUGUUGACAGAUCUGGAGAGUUGCCUGCACAGGAUGAAAUUGGUAACAUGGGGGUAUCUAAAGUGAUCAGAGCUGAUCAAAAAAGAUUCUUCUUUGAUCUUGGGAGUAAUAACAGGGGCCAUUUCCUAAGAAUAUCCGAGGUUGCAGGUUCUGAUCGCUCCUCCAUAAUUCUCCCGCUGUCAGGGCUCAAGCAGUUCCAUGAAAUAGUAGGUCACUUUGUGGAGAUAACCAAAGACCGAAUUGAAGGAAUGACAGGUGCAAAUGUUCGGACUGUGGAUUCCCCCCAGAGGUUUUCAAUUGUCUUAAGUGUAACCUUGGGGUUGGUGAUGUUAGCCUUGAAGCUAAAUCAUGAUGAGGGAAAUAACUUGGUUUUGAGAGAUAUGCUACUUACUGCUGCUGGCAGAUUGUAGAGAUGAUUAGCUUUUGCAGCGAGUGAUGGCAGCUGUUACUUAUAAAUUGUUUACCUUGAGGAGCAAGUGUUAGCCAUUCUUGUAAUAUCAUAUUCACACUGCUAGUGCUAUCCCGCCGCUACAUAUGUCUGUAUUUUUCUUUUCCUUUUUUUCAUUUACGGGUAAAUUUUCUCUGGCCCUGGUACCUUUACAUCUUCUGAUCAUAUCCUUAAAUCUUGUUGUGUCGUGGAUAA
Prunus avium (sweet cherry) is the source of this 1609-nucleotide messenger RNA. The record is from RefSeq and is a predicted model, not a curated record. NCBI's taxonomy places the organism in Eukaryota, Viridiplantae, Streptophyta, Magnoliopsida, Rosales, Rosaceae.